CCAUCAAGAUUCAAUUUUUUCGAGCUCGGAAGGUGAUAUUCGUGAUCAGCAUGACCUGGUGAAUCAGAAUAUGUAUAAUAAAGCCAAAAAUAAAUUUCACUGUCAGUUUGCUUUCCGUGCACCUUACAUAAAUAUUCGCAUGAACGUCUAUAAUCGAAGUCUAAUUUUAUAAAAGUUUAGUGCAAUUGCAUGUUUGUACUCGUCGCGAUUAAUUUUUUCCUCUUGCCUCGAUGAACAUAUAUGUUGGCUGACUAUAGUCACACAGUGAUUUCCUUUUUUUGCCCAUACUCGUCAUUGGAUUAGUUGAUUGGAUGACAUUUCAAUUUGAAAUGUCAACUUUUUCUCAUCAUUUCUAUCAUGACCAUCACAUUGUUCAUUUGCACAUAAAAAAAUGAUCUGCCAAGUUCAACGUGUGUUCAUCUUCCUCUUGCUGAAAUUUAGUGACCAGUCCUUCUUAGCUUUCUCAGCUCAAUCAAAAUAUUCGUCUUUGUCAAAUGAUUUUAUUCAUAUUAUUUAUGUCAUUCGGCAUGGUCUCUAUUUUAUGUCAACGGAUAAAAAUACGUCUCAUUUAACAAAAUUUGGUGAAAAACAAACACGAUCAAUCGUCCCAUUGCUUCUUGAUGAUCUUAAACAAUAUUCUGAUGCCAUUGUAAAUCCUAUUCAACGAUAUACGUCCAUCAUUCUCCGAGCUAUAGAAACUGAACAAGUGCUUCAUCGUCAACUGGUGCGUUUAACGCGAAAUGAUUUGAAAUUUUCAAUAAAUGCUACACAAAAAACAUACCUGGUAGAAACAAACAAAGUUCACUUAAUUCCAACGAAGUUUCAAGAUUUUUAUUUUGAUAUCAUUACAAAAAGAAUUUAUCCACAAAGCAAGUCACAAUUUUCAAUUGUUAUCUGUCAUGGAAAUGUGAUGGUUGGAUUUCGGCAAAUAAUUCAAAAUUCGACAAAAUAUAAUUUUAAACAAUCACAAAUGGUUCAAAUCAAAGUGCAGCCUAUGGAUGUACCACAUACUGGUAUUAUGGGUAUGAAACGAUGA
This is a messenger RNA of Didymodactylos carnosus, 1036 nucleotides long. The record is from the annotation of a GenBank genome assembly. NCBI's taxonomy places the organism in Eukaryota, Metazoa, Rotifera, Eurotatoria, Philodinida, Philodinidae.